Eutrema salsugineum is the source of this 2316-nucleotide messenger RNA. RefSeq names its product zinc finger BED domain-containing protein DAYSLEEPER. Bases 1 to 2316 code for a protein of 771 amino acids. Lineage: Eukaryota; Viridiplantae; Streptophyta; Magnoliopsida; Brassicales; Brassicaceae. The transcript has a single exon. Gene Ontology annotation, molecular function: DNA binding; protein dimerization activity. The record is from RefSeq and is a predicted model, not a curated record.
AUGGAUACUAGUACUUCCGUUCUUGUUGAUAACAACGUUUCUCUUGAGAUGGAUUCUUCUGAUACACAACCCCCAAACGGUAGGAAGAGAAAGUCUAUGGUGUGGAAUCACUUCAUCACUAAAACUGAUAGCCCUGGAACUACCAAAGCUUUUUGCAAGCACUGCAACAAGUCCUAUGCCUACAUUACUGGUACCAAGGCUUCAGGCACUAGCCACCUUAAGCGUCACAUUGAAUUGGGUAUUUGUCAGAUGUGCCCAAAGAUCAAUUCGCUCCCACAAAUCAAGGAUGAAACCACCUCCUGCCCUCCCAAGAAACGUCAGAGAUCUACUGCUACUGUCCCUUUAGAUCAAGAUCGCUGCAACCAUGAGAUGGCAAAAAUGAUCAUCAUGCAUGAUUACCCUCUUCAUAUGGUCGAGCAUCCUGGUUUCGCUGGUUUCGUGAAGGCUCUUCGUCCCCAGUUCAGUAUGGCAAACUUCGAUUCCAUUCAUAGUGACUGUCUCAGUAUCUUCUUGUCCCAAAAGCAAAAACUUUCAGACUUGAUUGGAGAGAUUCCUGGGGCAGUUAACCUUACAAUAGACUUGUGGUCAUCAACCCAAUCAAUGGGUUAUGCUUUUGUGACUGGGCACUUUGUUGAUAAAGACUGGAAUUUGACUCACCGUCUUCUAAAUGUUGCCGUUGUUGCUUCUCCUGAUUCUGAUUUUGCCUUAAACCAACCUGUCGCAGCUUGCUUAUCCGACUGGAAACUGGAGGGGAAGAUUUCGAGCCUCACUGUCAGCCAAUCAUUAGUAAAUAAAACCUGUAUUGAUAAUCUCAGAGGUUUCUUGUCUGUUAGGAACCAGCAUGUGUUGAGCGGUCAGUUUUUGAUGGGGAAAAGUUAUGUUCGCCUACUAAGCAGUAUGGCGCAAGAUGCACUUGCAGCUGAGAAUCUUCAAGCACCCAUAAAGAAAGUCCGAGAUAGUAUCAAGUAUGUUAAGACAAACGACACUUGUGGAGACAGAUUUGAUGAACUGAAGAGACAGUUUCCGACCCCUUCUUCUUACAAAGAUCUUCUCAUUGACAACCAAACGAGAUGGGACACAAGUUACAACAUGUUGUUGGCUGCCUAUGAACAUAGACAAUUUUUUACUAGUUUGGAAACCUGCUCCCGAAGAAUAUCGAUAUCUCCCGAAGAAUGGACAAAGAUUGAGAGUCUCUGCUCUUGCUUGAAGGUUCUUUUUGAAGCGAGUACCGUCUUCACUAGGCCAAACCACUUGACAGCUAACGAUUUGUACCAUGAGAUGACCAAUUUUCAGCUAAAGCUGAGCCACGCAGCCAUGGUUGAAGACCCGGAUGUCAGAAACCUUGCAAACUCGUUGAGGGAGAAAUUCGACCUGUACUGGAGAGAAUGUGUCCUAGUUUUGGCGGUUGCUGUGGUCAUGGAUCCUCGGUUCAAGAUGGAGCUUAUUAAGUUCACAUUCAGUAAGUUUUAUGGUGAAGAUGCAGAAAAAUGGGUCAAAGCUGUCAGUGAUGCCUUCCAGGAUCUAUACGUUAACUACAGUGAAAACGACCUGCUGGAUGCUUAUGUGGAUCAUGGCUUUUCUGAAGCAGAGGUGGCUCAAGAACCACACUUCCAUCAAGACAUGCGUCAAGACGCUAAUACAGGGAAUGGCCAAUUAGGAUAUGAGACAAGUUCACAAGUAGAACAAACUACAGAGACACGUCCAGUAACAGAAGAGGAACAGCAACUUGGUGAUGAUUCUCGAGCACAUCCAAUAACAGAGGAAGACAACACAUCACUUACGGUUGAGCAAAUCACAGAGUCACAAGAACAUGAGAGACAGUAUAAAGUAGAGAAGCAGAAUGUGGAAGGGGUAUGGGAGAGAGUGAGUGAAGAGUGCCAGCUAACAGAAGAGGACCAGCAACUUGGUGAUUCUUCUCAAGCACAACCAAUGGCAGAGGAAGAACAUAUGUUUUUUACAGGUGACGUGCUUCUCCAAGAAGGGUCUACUCUCGUUACGAUAGGAGAAUCAUUGUCCGACUUUGACAAUUACAUGUCAGAUAUCAAAACGGAGCUGAAUCAAUACCUCGAUGAAACUUUGAUACCGAGGUCGGAAGACUUUGACGUUCUGAGCUGGUGGAGGCUCAACAGCAACAAUUACCCCGUCCUCUCUAAAAUGGCUGCCGAUCUUCUCUCCAUCCCCUUUAGCACCGUCUCACCUGAUUGCGUAUUCGACACAGAGGUGAAGCAGAUGGACAAUUAUAGGACCUCUCUUCCCCGUGUAACCUUGGAGGCUCUCUUGUGCACCAAGGACUGGCUCAAAAACCAAACAGUAUGA